This is a messenger RNA of Rhizopus microsporus ATCC 52813, 387 nucleotides long. RefSeq lists its product as uncharacterized. The record is from RefSeq and is a predicted model, not a curated record. The transcript has 2 exons. Lineage: Eukaryota; Fungi; Mucoromycota; Mucoromycetes; Mucorales; Rhizopodaceae. Gene Ontology annotation, biological process: regulation of transcription by RNA polymerase II. The coding region runs from base 1 to 387 and encodes 128 amino acids. Gene Ontology annotation, molecular function: RNA polymerase II cis-regulatory region sequence-specific DNA binding; DNA-binding transcription factor activity, RNA polymerase II-specific.
AUGCGUUCAGACACACCGCCUCUGAAACCUCAGCCUCGAUCGAGAGGAAGAAGAGUAUCAAAUGUGCCUGGUGCAGGUACACGCAUGUUUACGUGUAAAGCAGAUGGAUGCGGUAAAGUAUUCAAGCGGUCAGAACAUCUCAAACGACAUAUUCGUUCUAUACAUACUCUAGAGAAACCCUUUGAAUGCCCCUAUCAAAACUGUCAUAAGCGAUUUUCAAGAUCUGAUAAUUUAAACCAACAUAUAAGAAUACACCGACAUGGUACGAACAAAGAUACAGUAGGAAAAAAGACUAUAAUAGCAACAAGAUGCAAACAAGAGCAGCAAUCAUACUUUAGUAAUAAUACUAACAACAACAACAACAGUGCGUAUUCAAAUCUUAUUUAA